Apodemus sylvaticus (European woodmouse) is the source of this 676-nucleotide messenger RNA. It is a transcript of the gene Stmn4, whose product is annotated as stathmin 4. Gene Ontology annotation, molecular function: tubulin binding. The transcript has 5 exons. The record is from RefSeq and is a predicted model, not a curated record. Lineage: Eukaryota; Metazoa; Chordata; Mammalia; Rodentia; Muridae. Gene Ontology annotation, cellular component: cytoplasm; neuron projection. Gene Ontology annotation, biological process: regulation of microtubule polymerization or depolymerization; neuron projection development; microtubule depolymerization. The coding region runs from base 19 to 642 and encodes 207 amino acids.
GUAGCCUAUAAGGAGAAGAUGAAGGAACUCCCAUUAGUGUCUCUGUUCUGCUCCUGCUUCCUGUCUGAUCCCCUGAAUAAAUCAUCCUACAAAUAUGAAGGCUGGUGUGGGAGACAGUGUAGGAGGAAAGGUCAAAGCCAGCGGAAAGGCAGUGCUGACUGGAGAGAAAGAAGAGAACAGGCAGAUACAGUAGACCUGAACUGGUGUGUCAUCUCUGAUAUGGAAGUCAUUGAGCUGAACAAGUGCACCUCAGGCCAGUCCUUUGAAGUCAUCCUGAAGCCACCUUCCUUUGACGGGGUGCCUGAGUUUAAUGCCUCCCUCCCAAGACGGCGAGACCCAUCAUUAGAAGAGAUACAGAAGAAGCUAGAAGCAGCAGAGGAGCGAAGGAAGUACCAGGAAGCCGAGCUCCUGAAACACCUCGCAGAGAAACGAGAGCAUGAGCGAGAGGUGAUCCAGAAAGCUAUUGAGGAAAACAAUAACUUCAUCAAGAUGGCAAAAGAGAAGCUUGCCCAGAAGAUGGAGUCCAAUAAGGAGAACCGGGAGGCCCAUCUGGCCGCCAUGUUGGAGCGACUGCAAGAGAAGGACAAGCACGCAGAGGAGGUGCGGAAAAACAAGGAGCUGAAGGAAGAGGCCUCUAGGUAAAGCCCAGAGGCCAAGGAAGUUUCCAGGACAGCCG